Messenger RNA from Spizellomyces punctatus DAOM BR117, 1208 nucleotides. Its product is annotated as palmitoyl-(protein) hydrolase. The transcript has 6 exons. The record is from RefSeq and is a predicted model, not a curated record. Lineage: Eukaryota; Fungi; Chytridiomycota; Chytridiomycetes; Spizellomycetales; Spizellomycetaceae. Gene Ontology annotation, molecular function: palmitoyl-(protein) hydrolase activity; carboxylic ester hydrolase activity. Gene Ontology annotation, biological process: protein depalmitoylation. The coding region runs from base 238 to 912 and encodes 224 amino acids. Gene Ontology annotation, cellular component: cytoplasm.
UCUUUUGUAGGGCUAGUUUUAGGCUGUUCUUUACCAAAUGAUUUCUUUGAAGUUGCGAACUGAGGGUUAUCUUUAUUCUGUGGAUUCAUGAUCGCAUUGCUCUCUGGCCAGGAUUAUGCUGGUUUUUGAUGUCAUCUGGGUGACUCAUCCCGUCCAAUGACGUGGGACUAACCAUUUUGGCUGCGAGGUUGAACUCCAACUUCGACUUUAUACUUUCCAUCACCCCAACUUUACAAGAUGAGUACUGCUGCCGCCCUGAAGUAUCUUGUAGUGCCUGCCAAGUCAAAGCAUACUGCAACCGUCUUUUUCUUGCACGGAUUGGGCGACAGCGGGAAUGGAUGGGCACCUGUUGCGAAGAUGCUCCAACCAUUACUUCCACACGUCAAGUGGGUGCUCCCUCAUGCUCCUCAAAAGCCUGUAAGCAUCAAUUUCGGUAUGGCCAUGCCGGCAUGGUACGACAUCCAUCAUCUGGGACCGGGUGGCCGAGAGGAUGAGGCGGGGGUAAUGGAUUCCGUAUCGAAAAUCACGGAACUUAUCAAUGACGAGAUACGAUCAGGAAUCUCUGCAGACAGGAUUGUCCUUGGAGGAUUUUCUCAAGGAGCGGCAGUAUCGAUCGUCUACAGUCUGACCAGUAAUACUAGACUUGCUGGCUUUACCUGCUUGAGUGGAUACUUACCAUUGACGACCAAUAUUGACAAGCUUACUAAUUCAACAAACAAGGGGACCCCCAUGUUGAUGUGUCAUGGAGAUGCAGAUGAAGUGGUAGCUUACCAGUGGGGAAAGAUGACAUACGAUAAACUCAAAGAGCUGGAUAGAAAGGUUGAAUUUAAAACAUAUCGCGGGAUGGGUCAUUCAAGUUCGAAUGAUGAAGUCAAGGAUGUCGCAGAGUUUUUGAAAGAGCUUUUGCCUUAAAGAUGAAAGCAAACACUGAACCUGUAGUAGACGUGAUCACUCGCACCUCGCGUGCCGUUUGAAGUUCACUUAUAGAUUGUAGCGUCAGCACAGGAAGGUUCCUGUGACCGAUUGUUGAGGUCAAAGUGCUUUGAAGGGAUCCGUGCAUUUGGGUGCUUGUUGUAGGACCAAUAUAAACUGUUAGAUGGGAAGGUUGGGGUUAAUUUGUGUUUUGACUUCUUUACGAGAAAAGAGCGGGUUUCUCGUUAAAUUCAGAAAAUAGACCAAAUAAAAUAAUAAAUAACCCUAAAGGUUCA